Molecule: messenger RNA, 2878 nt
Organism: Austrofundulus limnaeus
Lineage: Eukaryota; Metazoa; Chordata; Actinopteri; Cyprinodontiformes; Rivulidae
Product: NACHT, LRR and PYD domains-containing protein 12
Exons: 9
Coding region: 16-2652 (878 amino acids)
Molecular function (GO): protein binding
Source: RefSeq, a predicted model, not a curated record
CCCAGCUGUCUGUCCAUGAAGAGUGAUGUGUCCAAACAUAAACCUCCAGACUUCAGUCCUGAACCCUCAGACACAAAUUCUUCAUCAGUAAAUGUCUUCAGAGGGAGGAAGAGGAGUGGUGUUUGUGAUGAGGAGCAGCUGUCCUGCUGUUCUUUUUGUCAGGAUGUCCUGAAGGAUCCAGUCUCUACCAGCUGUGGACACUGCAUCACCUCACACUGGGACCAGUCUGCUUCAUCAGGACCCUCCUCCUGUCCCCAGUGUGGAGAAAGACCCGGAAGCAGAAGUGGACUUCAGACAGACAGUCAGAGCAGCUGUGUCCAAGAUGUUGGUCUGCAGGAGGUUUUAGAUGAACAUCAGAUCAGUCUGAGGAGGAGAUGUGAACGUGUGACAGAAGGAAGUGAUGAAACAGGAAGUAGAACCUUCCUCAACAGGAUCUACACUGAGCUCUACAUCACAGAGGGACAGAGUGAAGAGGUUAAUACCCAACAUGAGGUCAGGCAGCUGGAGACCGCUUCCAAGACCCAGAUCCUCCAUGAGACUCCAAUCAGGUGUCAGGACAUCUUUAAAGCCUUACCUGACCAACAUGGAGCCAUCAGAGUGGUUCUGACCAAUGGCGUGGCUGGAGUUGGAAAAACCUUCUCGGUGCUGAAGUUCACUCUGGACUGGGCCGAAGGCUUGGAGAAUCAAGAUGUCAUUGUGCUGGUUCUGCUUUCGUUCAGGGAGCUGAACCUGAUCAGAGAUGAGCAGUACAGUCUUCUCAGGCUGCUUCAUGUUUUCCAUCCAACACUCCAGAAGCUCCCAGCAGAGAAGCUGGCUGUCUGUAAACUUCUCUUCAUCUUUGACGGCCUGGAUGAAAGCAGACUUCAGAUGGAUUUCACCAACAGUCAGCUGCUUUCUGAUGUCACACAGGAGGCAUCGCUCAACGUGCUGCUGACAAACCUCAUCAAGGGGAACCUGCUUCCCUCGGCUCUGGUCUGGAUCACUUCCAGACCUGCAGCAACCUAUCAGAUCCCUCCUUCAUGUGUGGACAGGCUGACAGAACUGCCCAAGUCCAUGACUGACAUGUACUCACACUUCCUGCUGGUCCAGACUACCAGGAAAAAGAACAAGUACCAUGAAGGACCUGGGACCAGUCCACAGGAGCUGACAGAGGCUGACAGGGAAGUUCUUCUGAAGCUGGGGAGGCUGGCCUUUGAACAUCUGGAGGAAGGAAACAUCAUGUUCUACCAAGAAGACCUGGAACAGUGUGGUCUUGAUGUCACAGAGGCUUCAGUGUACUCAGGAGUUUGUACAGAGAUCUUCAAAAGAGAGUGUDUGAUCUUCCAGAAACCAGUCUACUGCUUUGUUCAUCUGAGUGUUCAGGAGUUUCUGGCUGCAGUCUACAUGUUCCACUGUUCCACCAACAGGAACAUGGAGGUGAUGGGGAUGUUUCUGGGAGAGCAUUACAGAUACUCAUCUCUGGAUGACUUCCUGAACAGAGUCAUGGAGAAAUCCCUCCACAGAAAAAAUGGCCGCCUGGACCUGUUUGUUCGCUUCCUUCAUGGCCUCUCUGUGGAGUCCAACCAGAGACUUAUAGGUUUGCUGGGUCAGACAGAGAUCAGUCCAGAAACCAUCCAGGGAGUCAUCAACAACCUGAAGAAGAUGAGCAGUUAUAGUUCUCCAGACAAAAGCAUCAGCAUCUUCCAGUGUCUGAUGGAGAUGAAGGACCUCUCAGUUUAUCAGGAGAUCCAAGAGUUCCUGAAGUCAAAGAACAGAUCAGAGAGACUCUCAGAGUUCCAGUGUUCAGCUCUGGCCUACAUGCUGCAGAUGUCAGAGGAGGUUCUGGAUGAACUGGACCUGAUGACGUACAACACAUCAGAUGAGGGUMGACUGAGACUGAUUCCAGCUGUGAGGAACUGCAGAGAGUUUGUUUUUCACAGAGCUACUGGAACUCUACUCUCAGAGCCUUACUGUGAAGUUGUGGCCUCAGCUCUGAAGUCCAACCCCUCCCAUCUGACACAUCUGGACCUGAGUGAAAACAACCUGUCUGACUCUGCAGUCACGCUCCUGUGUUCUGGACUGGAGAGUCCAAACUGUAGACUGGAGGUUCUGAGGUUGGAGAACUGCAGUUUGUCAAAGAUGAGCUGUUCUUCUCUGGGCUCAGCUCUGAAGUCCAACCCCUCCCAUCUGACACAACUGGACCUGAGUGACAACUACUUGUCUGACUCUGGAGUGAAACUUCUGUGUUCUGGACUGGAGAGUCCAAACUGUAGACUGGAGGUUCUGAGAUUGUGGCGCUGCAGUUUUUCAGAGAUGAGCUGUUCUUCUCUUGGCUCAGCUCUGAAGUCCAWCCCCUCCCAUCUGACACAACUGGACCUGAGUCACAACAGAAACCUGUGUGACUCUGGAGUGAAGAAGCUCUGUGGUUUUCUGGAGAGUCCAAAAUGUAGACUGGAGGUUCUGAGAUUAGAGAACUGCAGUUUGUCAAGGAUCAGCUGUUCUUCUCUGGGCUCAGCUCUGAAGUCCAACCCCUCCCAUCUGACUGAACUGGAUCUGAGUCACAACAACCUUCAGGCUCCAGAUGUUCAGCAGCUGUUGGAGCUUGUGGAGAGUCCAGACUACAAACUUCAGACUCUGAGAUGGUGGUGGUGGUGUGAAGUAAAGAAGAUCUGAGUUCUGAUGAUCCACAGAGGUUGAACCAGCAGCAGGGUGUUUGAGAAGAAACUGAUUGGAUCCUGAUGAUGAUGAUGAUGAUGAUGAUGAUGAUGAUGGUGAUGAACUUUUAGUUUUUUAUAUUUAGCAGAAUACUAUCCAUGAGAGGUUGAUGACUGCUUCUGUGUUGUAUUUACUUUAAACCAAUAAAACUAAAGUCAAGAUUAAAUAAAAAAUAUGAAAAUUA